AUGACUGAAACAGAUAAGAGUAUUCCCGUUCUUGGCGACAUCGUCGAGCGAUCGGUGGGUGGCGUUGAGGACACUGCCGAUGUCGCACACAAUCGAGGCUCAUUGCGCCCCAUUCAGGCAGUUCUUGGUAGGCCAUUUCCAUCCCUGCGGUCAAAUCAUUUUUACGGUCUCCACACGAGCAGCGAGCGCCACCAUCUGCACGACGGUGCCCCUGCUACUACCAAUAUUACUACUACUACGGCUUCUGCUGCUCCAGGCGGGUUCACAGCACACGUUCAACCGACGCUAAACGAUAGCGGCGACCAAGCUGGGAUGUGUUUACGUGAAGGUGUGGGCGGCCUCGCAUCCAUGGCGCGCCAGCAUCAGUGGGAGCCGAAGGAGUUCGAUGAUUUGGAAAAAGGCUAUUACGCCGUACCACUGUUCUCUAGCACGGGUGAGCCUGCAACAGCAGAAGGCGCGUCCGACGUGGUUCACGGCGAGGCGUACGUGGAAUUGUUGCUGCGGUUUCUGUGCAGCACCGUCCGCAAGCAUCGCGAGUGUGCUACUGCAGCACUUCUGGAGCGCCUCGGUGUGGACUCUAAGCUGCGGGAAAGGUGUGCCUUCGGCCCUGGAUGCGCGCAACUUGUACGCUUCAUCAUCAUGGAGCUUUCUGCUGGACACGCGGUGCCCUGCAGUACUUCUGCAGAGUGCCUCGUCCACCUUUUCUACAACGCCACGGCAGAGGUGGUGGAGGCAACCGGCGAGAUCGGCGCUCCACCAACGGACCCUACCGCGUCCUCGAGCGACACGAAAGGCACCACCGCCGAUGACGCGACCUUUGCGGAGCUCUCUGAGUGGAUGCGUAGCGGUGAGGACAGGUCGCUUACGAUGGAGCGGCUGGGACUGACGGUGGCCGUCAUGGACGCGCUGGGCCUGCUGCCACCGUCGCUUGCCGCGCGGCUGCUGCUGGGGAGCGGCACACCGUCGC
Molecule: messenger RNA, 967 nt
Organism: Trypanosoma grayi
Lineage: Eukaryota; Euglenozoa; Kinetoplastea; Trypanosomatida; Trypanosomatidae
Exons: 1
Source: RefSeq, a predicted model, not a curated record